CAUGUCUAUAUAAUAUAUCAUGGCGUGUGAAAGUUGGAGUACUUCUCAGAUUUACCGGACUCGUGUUGUUUUUUAGUGGUAGCAAAGGGAUCACGUACUGUUUUUUUAUCAGAGUACUUUAGGAUAUAUUCUUCUUUUUUGGAUUAGAUCUCUUAUUGUUUAGACUCUUCUGUGUAUAAACUUCCGGUCUGUACAGAUAUAUCCAUUUUCAUGGCAGUUUGGUUGGUAAGGUCAAGAACAUUUGUCCAUAGUCUGAGCAAAAAGAUGGGCUUUUUGGGAGUAUAUCCGAGUAGGAGUUCUUGGGAUGCUUCUUUUAUGCAAUAUUCUUCUAGUUCUUCUGCAAUAUUGUCACUUGUUGAUAACAGAUAUGGAUCAAGACCGUAUGGUUUUUUUGAUAACUCAGCUACUCGUUUCCUCGUUCCACGCUUCAAAUCCACCGAACCUGAAAGAGACUUGGACUCGCAGCACAUUAAGGAGGAUGAAGAAGAUCAUGAUCAGGCCUUGGAUUUUCCUGGAGGGAAGGUUCCAUUUACGUCUGAAAUGAGUUUCAUUUCCGAGUCAGGGGAUAAGAGGGUUCCUUGUUAUCGAGUUCUUGAUGACAAUGGUGAGCCAAUCGUGUCCAGCAACUUUGUGCAGGUAAGCAAGGAAAUAGCAGUAAAGAUGUAUAGUGACAUGGUCACCCUUCAGAUGAUGGAUAGCAUAUUCUACGAAGCUCAAAGGCAGGGAAGAAUUUCAUUUUACUUGACCACAUCUGGGGAAGAAGCAAUUAACAUUGCAUCUGCGGCUGCACUUUCUGCAGAUGAUCUUGUCUUGCCUCAGUACCGGGAGCCUGGAGUUCUCUUGUGGCGUGGUUUCACACUGCAAGACUUUGCCAACCAGUGCUUUGGAAACAAGGCUGAUUCUGGGAAAGCCAGGCAGAUGCCUAUCCAUUACGUCUCUAAGAAUCACAACUACUUCGCUGUUUCAUCACCUAUGGCUACACAGCUUCCUCAAGCUGUAGGUGUUGCUUAUUCUCUUAAAAUGGAUGGCAAGAAUGCAUGUGUGGCCACUUAUUUUGGAGAUGGCGGCAGUAGUGAGGGAGAUUUCCAUGCUGCUUUGAAUUUUUCAGCAGUUCUGGAAGCCCCUGUUGUUUUUAUUUGUCGGAACAACGGUUGGGCCAUCAGUACUCCCACAGAAGAGCAAUUUCGAAGUGAUGGCCUUGUUGUUAGAGGUCGGGCUUAUGGAAUUCGAAGCAUCAGGGUGGAUGGGAAUGAUGCUCUUGCUGUAUAUAGUGCAAUUCAUGCUGCUCGUGAAAUGGCUGUAAGGGAACAAAGACCAAUAUUAGUGGAGGCCCUAACAUAUAGAGUUGGACACCACUCCACAUCUGAUGAUUCCACCAAGUAUCGGCCAUUGAAUGAGAUUGAAUACUGGAAAUUGACACGAAACCCUGUAAAUAGAUUCAGAAAAUGGGUAGAAAAGAAGGGCUGGUGGAGUGACAAAGAUGAUUCUGAGCUUCGAGGCAGCAUCAGAAAGCAGAUACUGCAAGCAAUUCAAAUAGCAGAGAAAACAGAGAAACCUCCACUAGCAGACAUGUUCUCAGAUGUCUACGACAAGCAGCCGUCAAACCUUCAAGAGCAGGAGAAACUGCUUAGAGAAACCAUCAAGAGACAUCCACAAGACUACCCAUCUUAUGUUCCUGUUUAGAAUAUAUUUAAAAAGCUAUCAUGAAAACUUGAAUUACCAUGUGUAAAACCUCAAAAAAGUUCAAAGAAUUAGAAAAUAAAGCAUUCCUCCAUUUCAUGAAGCUCA
This is a messenger RNA of Juglans regia (Persian walnut), 1788 nucleotides long. RefSeq names its product 2-oxoisovalerate dehydrogenase subunit alpha 2, mitochondrial-like. Gene Ontology annotation, molecular function: oxidoreductase activity, acting on the aldehyde or oxo group of donors, disulfide as acceptor. Lineage: Eukaryota; Viridiplantae; Streptophyta; Magnoliopsida; Fagales; Juglandaceae. The transcript is spliced from 9 exons. Gene Ontology annotation, biological process: branched-chain amino acid catabolic process. The coding region runs from base 211 to 1683 and encodes 490 amino acids. The record is from RefSeq and is a predicted model, not a curated record.